This is a messenger RNA of Trametes versicolor FP-101664 SS1, 2008 nucleotides long. Its product is annotated as Brix-domain-containing protein. Gene Ontology annotation, cellular component: Mpp10 complex; nucleolus; small-subunit processome. Gene Ontology annotation, biological process: rRNA processing. The transcript is spliced from 13 exons. The coding region runs from base 19 to 969 and encodes 316 amino acids. The record is from RefSeq and is a predicted model, not a curated record. Gene Ontology annotation, molecular function: rRNA primary transcript binding; snoRNA binding. NCBI's taxonomy places the organism in Eukaryota, Fungi, Basidiomycota, Agaricomycetes, Polyporales, Polyporaceae.
UUUUCGCUAUCCACAGCUAUGAUUCGUCGGCAAGCGCGUGAACGUCGCCAAUACAUCUACGCGAAGUCAGUAGAGUCGCAGGAGCGGCAGACAUAUGCCCGGAAACAGCAGAUCAAGGAUGCCCUCGCGGGUGGAAAAUCAUUGCCUACAGAGUUGCGAAAAGACGCGAAGGACCUGGGGCGCGACCUCGCUUUCGACGAGGCGCAGGCGGAACCCUCGGAUCACAUCGACAAUGAGUAUUCUCGCGCCGGGAUCCUGGACCCUAAGAUCGUCGUCACGACAUCAAGAGAUCCUAGCUCGAAACUUAUACAGUUCGCUAAGGAAAUGCGCCUGGUCUUCCCCAACUCUCACCGCAUAAAUCGCGGAAACUACGUUGUGAAGGAACUCGCCGAGGCGUGUAGGGCGAAUGAUGUCUCAGACUUAGUUGUGUUGCACGAACACCGUGGUGUACCAGACGCAAUGAUUGUUUCUCACUUCCCCCACGGACCCACCGUAUACUUCACACUGCACAACGUCCAACUACGACACGACAUUGCCUCGUACAAGUCGUCCACCGUCUCCGAACAAUACCCUCACCUCAUCUUCGAGAACUUCUCGUCCAAGCUCGGCGAGCGGAUACAAGACGUGCUCAAGUACCUCUUCCCUGUACCAAAAGAGGACAGCAAGCGUGUAAUGACUUUCUCCACCGAGGAUGACUUCAUCUCGUUCAGGCACCACGUCUUCAUGAAGAUUCCACCAAAGCAAAUUCAGCUUGCUGAGGUUGGGCCGCGAUUCGAGAUGAAGCCAUAUGAAAUCCGACAAGGGACCAUCGAGCAGACCGAGGCUGAGCGCGAAUGGGUACUCGCGCACUACUCCCGUACUGCGAAGAAACGGAGCUUGCUCAGCGGCCCUGCACCACGGCCGUCUGCCAACGCGGCAGCAGCAGAGGACGACUCAGAAAAUAAGCGGAAGAAACGGGUACGACGGUAGUCUCACCUCACGUUCUCUGCAGCUAUGGCCCACUCUUGCCGUCAUACCAGCUGAUGGUCGAGAGCACGGAUUCUAUCCCUUGUCAAUAUUCUUAUAUGUCGCGCUGGUUGUAUAAUGUCACUGCUGGUAUGCUUUCGCGUCACGAUGGAUGUGUCCGCCGCCUCCAGCUCCCCUCCGCGCCCCUGAGAUGCCUCAUGCAGUGAUUGGUAUGUGAAUUGCAUUUUCGACAGCUUUGGCUGAACCAUCUCUUCCCACACAGCUGCACUCUAGAUACUUUGCCUACCAGCGUUCGCUGGUCUCAGCAUAACGCGCAGAGUCACCGGCUCGCGAUCCCACUUCGGAUUGCUCGCUCCUAUGGUCUCCUCGCCGACAAUCGAGAAGCCCAGCGUUUCGUAGAACUUGUAUGCGCUUGUGGUAAGCACCCAUACAUCGUGGCCGUCAGCGUCACCCAUGUCGGUCACAGUGGUUACCAAGGCAGAGGCGAAGCCUUUUCCUUGGGCUUCUGGGGCGGUGGCCAAGGACUGUAACUCAUACAUCACUUCGACUUUGUCCCCAAAGGCAGACUGGGUCAGGGCCUCUAUCUUCUCGAAGCAUUCCUUCCACCUUUUCUUGACCUCCGGGGGGUCGGACAGACGUACGAAAUAUGCGAGCCAUGCGUAUAUUCUCCCGGUCUUUGCGUUUCCCGGCAAUCCGUAUUUGAGUUGGGAGUCGCCCCUGUUCACGGUAAGCAUCCGCUUUUGACUGAUUCCGUCCGCAAAGUUGAUCGAAUUUUUCAGCUUCCACCGCGUCUCGAAGAAGGGAGCCGUAUCAGCGGAGAUGAGGUACUCCAUCAUGGCUUCAUCGUGCAUGAUUUUCUGCACGUUGUCAACGCUUCUCGGGAUGUCCGCAUAUCGCAUAGGCUUCACUUCGAUCUUUUGGUGUAUCCCGGCCUUGUUCUCGUCCAGGAGAGGCGUUUUCUCGCUCACAGCAGCAAAACUGUAGCGUUCUGAGGCCAUUGGUGUUACCGCAGCUAGAUUCCGUCAACAAAGUUGCCUAGUGG